Molecule: messenger RNA, 1888 nt
Organism: Frankliniella occidentalis (western flower thrips)
Lineage: Eukaryota; Metazoa; Arthropoda; Insecta; Thysanoptera; Thripidae
Product: LIM domain only protein 3-like
Exons: 5
Coding region: 40-825 (261 amino acids)
Biological process (GO): positive regulation of transcription by RNA polymerase II
Cellular component (GO): nucleus
Molecular function (GO): transcription coactivator activity; DNA-binding transcription factor binding
Source: RefSeq, a predicted model, not a curated record
UGUGAUUUAUUAUAUUGCGUUGCAGGCCGACGGCGAAAGAUGACGAUGGACGUCAAGGCGGAGGCGCAGCCGGCGGGCGCGCCGCAGAAGUGCGCGGGCUGCGGCAAGGCCAUCACGGAGAGGUACCUGCUCAAGGCUCUGGACAUGUUCUGGCACGAGGACUGCCUCAAGUGCGGCUGCUGCGACUGCAGGCUGGGCGAGGUGGGCUCCACGCUCUACACCAAGGCCAACCUCAUCCUGUGCAAGCGGGACUACCUCAGGCUGUUUGGCAGUACGGGCUACUGCGCCGCCUGCUCCAAGGUGAUCCCGGCCUUCGAGAUGGUCAUGAGGGCCAGGCACAACGUGUACCACCUCGAGUGCUUCGCCUGUCAACAGUGCAGCCACAGGUUUUGCGUCGGCGACCGCUUCUACCUGUGCGAGAACAAGAUCCUCUGCGAGUACGACUACGAGGAGAGGAUGGUCUUCGCCAACAUGGCCUACAACCCGCCGCCCAUCACCCACCUCAAGCGGCAGACCAACAUCCACCCGCCGCCACCUCCUCACAUGGGUGGCAUGGGCAUGGCGCCGUGCCCCUCGGACAUGGGGUCACCGGACCGUCGCGGGGUGCCAGCCAUGCAGCAGCAGCAGUCCUCGCAGCAGCAGCAACAGCAGCAGGCACAACAGCAGCAGCAGCAGCAGCCCGUCAGCAGCGCGGGCAGCGUCGCCGCCUCCUCCGUGUCGUCCACGUCCAACGGCUUCCACCAGGUGGACGGCCUCGGCCAGCAGGCCAUGGGCGGGCUGGCGCACUCCGCGCACGGCCAGGGCCUCGGACACUCGGCCAAGUGAUGACGGCAAGCCGGCAGGUCGGCGCGGCGCGGGUCGCCCUACGACCUGCUGUGAGUGCCACGGGCACCGGCUGGCUGGCCCUCACAUAAGCUGUGAAAACUGUCGGACGUUUUGUGAUCGGGUUUCUUUCUCUUCCUCUGACUAUACGCGCGUUCAACGCAAAGAAAGGAAAGAGGAAGAAAAACAACGUUUGUGCCAAAUUGGUUAUUGUGAUUGGGUGAAGGUCCCGCUCAUUACCGCUACUUGCUCCUGGCGGAACAGGAGUGCCCCGGAGCGACCUCUCCGGGAAAACAACGACGCCUCGGCUCGCAUUAAAAGUUGGCCGCCCCCUCUCGAUUGCGGGGGACGGGCCUCGGCCUCGACGGCCAGGAGGGCGAGGGGGAGGAGGAGGCCGCCCGCCCCUGUGCCCGGGCCCGGGCCGCCGCCGAUCGCUUGCUGACGCCGGCCAAUAUAAUCUUCCAUUUGCCAACUUUGCGGACAAUGGAGUCGUGACGCCGUCGUCGACGACGACGCAGGGGGAAGGGGGGCGUCCGUAAAGCCCCGGCCGCGCUCGCGUGACGGGCCCCUAGGUCCCGCGCGUCCCGGCCCCGGGGCUCCUGCGACGCCCGGGAUGGACCACUCCGCCGGUAUUAAUUCCUCUACAAAGUUGCGUCAUCUAUUUCAUCGCUCUGGACAAAAGAGCUCUUUCCCUCGUAAAAAUGUCGUCCGGGGACGAUGAGGCGGCGAUUAAUCACGCGACCCGCGUCUUCGACCCGGUCGAUCGGAAAACCGGCGCCGUCGGCCGGCCGAGCGACCGAGUCAGGAUAAAAAAAAUACGUGUACAUAUUAGUUAUUACCAAAGAACUCUGUUGAUGAAUAAUGUUGUUGUUUUGUAAAGUUCGUUAAAAAAUAAUUGUUGAACUUUUUGUAAAUAAUCAAGAGUGGUAAUUUGCUUUAACAAAUAGAGAACUCUAUCGAUAGUCUGCAAAACUGAUCGAAAGUUGAAAUAUUAUAAUUUAGAAACUCUGAGACUGUCCUUCAAACUGUGCUCUAAAUUGGUGUUUCAAUAUACGUAAAUAACGGU